This is a messenger RNA of Xyrauchen texanus (razorback sucker), 6992 nucleotides long. Its product is annotated as ras-related protein Rab-39A-like. The coding region runs from base 18 to 659 and encodes 213 amino acids. Gene Ontology annotation, cellular component: Golgi membrane. NCBI's taxonomy places the organism in Eukaryota, Metazoa, Chordata, Actinopteri, Cypriniformes, Catostomidae. Gene Ontology annotation, biological process: Rab protein signal transduction. Gene Ontology annotation, molecular function: GTPase activity; GTP binding. The record is from RefSeq and is a predicted model, not a curated record. The transcript is spliced from 2 exons.
UCUGCACUCGCCAUGCCAUGGAUACUUUAUGGCAAUACCAGUUCAGGAUCAUUCUACUGGGUGACUCGACGGUUGGCAAAUCAUCUUUACUGAAGAGGUUCACGGAUGGCAUAUACAGCGAUGUCGCGGACCCGACGGUCGGUGUGGAUUUCUACGCCCGUUCACUAGACAUCGAACCGGGGGUGAAAAUCAAACUACAGCUGUGGGAUACAGCCGGACAAGAGCGAUUCAGGUCCAUCACCACCUCAUACUAUCGCAACUCUGUGGGCGGCCUCCUAGUCUUUGACUUGACCAAUAGGAAGGCCUUCGAUCACGUGCGGGAAUGGCACCGAGAAGUCAGCGAGCACAUCCUGCCUCAUCACAUGAUCUACAUUCUGAUUGGCCACAAAAGCGACCUGACCUGUGACCGCAAGGUGUCACGAGAUGAGGCGGAGGAGCUGGCGGCAGAACUCGGCAUCCGUUAUGUGGAAACUUCGGCCAAGUGCAACAGCAACGUGGAGCGUGCUUUCGAGCUGCUCACAAGGGACAUCUAUGAGCUGAUGAAGAUGGGGGAGAUCUCCACCCGUGACGGCUGGGAUGGGGUCAAAAGUGGCCUCACCGCUAAAGUUCUUUACCCGGCUGAUGAGGAAGCCGAGCGAGCGAAGAGCUGCAGCUGUUGACUCUCACAACACACCUGUAAACUCUCACAUGUGUAUCUGUCGAUUGUUGCUCACCCUGGCUUUCUCUAAGGGUGCCUACACACUAGAGUUGUGUCAGAGAAUGUUGGGGACGGUGCGUUGCAAGGAUGAAUAGGAAAAAUGCGGAAGUGUUUGCAGAAGUGAUGUGCCCAUUGGCCAAUUGACUUUCAGACAGAUGGGUCCAGUUGUGCUUCGUAUUCCUAAUUGAUUGCAAUCUGACCUGGCUCUUUCUAUUCUUUGAAAUGGUGCUUAUGCAUUCCUAUUUGUCAAAUGCUCCAUCAGAGCUUGUCUCUAGUGUGUAGGCGCCCAAAUGCAUCACAUCAUGGUCACUGACUCAGGACCUUGUUCUGGUCUCUGCUCACCUACUGCACUUACCUUGUUGUUGCUGCCUGAGGUUAUGGUACAGUUCUCUCAAUGCAAUCGCUCAGUUCAUCGCUCGCUCAAAGAUGCUCCUUCCAGUGUGAUGAGUGAAAAUGUAUCAGUGUAGUACUGUAUGUUUGGACUGGAAUGGAGAGACCCUGCUUCAUCUUAUGUUUUGAAGUCACCAGUGGUUAAAAGAGCUUGCAGCAGUCUCGUGGACAAUAACAUGUAUUUUUUUAAUUCUCAGUGGGUUUUCAUUUCACAGUCUAAUUCAGAGGGAAUUUAUUCUUUGAAAUAUUUUUGAAAUUACAUUUUGAAAUUACAAAUUACAUUCUCUCGCAAUAUCUUAACACAUACCUAACGAAAACUAACCAUGGUUUUACUACAGUAACCAUAUUUGAACCAUGAUGUUCAUGGUAAAACCAUAUUAAUAAUAAAAAAAAACAAAACUCAAUCAUUAUGCCCCAAAAACAUGGUUAGUUUUUAUAUAGUUACAGCAAUGGUUAAUUUGUGGCUUCUUAUUGCAAAUUUUUUUUUAACUAAUAAUAAAACAAAAAUGUGUAAACCAAUGUGUUACUAUAGUCAUACUGUAGUAACGAUUGUUAUUACCAUCGUUUUGGUAUUCCUGUUUUAUUACUAUGGUUUUACUACGAAUAUCAUGAUUAAAAUAUGGUUUCUGUAGUAAAACCAUGGUUCGUUUUUGUAAGGGAUGGAUAAAGAUAUGGUGAGGAAAUUCAAAAUAAUUGCGAAGGAACGCAAAACUUUUUGUGAGGGAAUGCAAAUCUAUUUCAGAAUAUAAAUUCCCUCCCUGAGUUUGAGGUCUGUGUCUUUUUCCCACAUUCUCCCACACAGUGAUUUGAAGGCUUGUUCCUGUCCUCUAAAGCAUGAUUACUGUGGCAAAUUGACAUUCAGAGAGAAUCUCUUGAUGGAAUAUAGUGAGUAUGAUCUUAUCUAAAUUGUCCAUUCUCUUUUUUCGCUAAUUUACCCUCUAAAUUAGAUUAAAUUGAGACAAAGUUUGACAAAUCAAAUUUACGUUUGCGUUCAUGAGCUGGUUGGUAAUAGAUUAGUCAUUUCUGGAGAAAAAGUAAAGAUUAAACCUUCUCUCUGAUUGAUCAAUAGCUUUGCAAUUGAAAUUUAGCACAACAUUCUCUAAUUCACCCACACCCCUCAAGGAGAAAUAAGAAAAUGGCAGGAAAUUGAAUAAUCUCUGUCAGAACAUUGAGAUUGGCCCAAAGCAGACUUCAUACAUCAGCGCGUCCUGACCUCGUAUGCGUCUUAACAGUUAAUCUUACAGCUUUGUUAACACAUAGCAUUGUUAACUUUUACAACUUCUCAUUUUGCCAAUUGCCAGAGCUGAUCUGCAGGUAUUUCCCAAAGGGUCCUGUUCACACUUGACCUCAAAACUGAAAAAUGGCGCUAAUAUUCCAGAAAAGGUUUUGUGAAAGCGCCUAAUGUGAAUGCUGUUCCAAAAAGAAAUGAUGGUGACUUAUAAGAGAUAUCAUUUUGGCCAAAUUCUCAGGCUACAAUGCAUGAAUGCUUCAUGGAUAUAUUCACUCCCAGAAUACUUUUAAAAAUGUUUCUCUUAUUGAGCCUAAUACAAAUUUGAUUUGGCAAUUUUUGGUUCCAUGUCAGUUAGGAUGUUGCCUUAGGCCACAUCCACACUAAUUUUAGUGUGAAAAACAAUAUUUUUCUCCACCAAACAAGAGAUUUUUGGAAAUGCCCUUCAUAACCGGUCACAUUUACAUUUGCACACUGAAAUUCCUUGAUACAGUAAUUUCAACGGGAAUCCGUGUAAUCGUGAAUUUUGCGCAAUUUAAUUCCACUGGCUAAACGUUUUCCCCUCGCAUAUUUCGAGUGGAGUUCAAGUUUGGUGAACUCUGACUGACGAUUUCUCCGUGUUGACCAAUAGGAAGUUUCUUUGUUUGGCAGUGUCCUCCAUGUGGGUCAGUGCUUCGUACACAGCUACACUGAAAAUUCUCAAUGGACAUGGAUUUAAUUUUAGUGGUGAAUUUCAUUUUAACAUCACUCUUACUCUUAAAGUGCAGCAUUAAAAAGAGGCUGCUUGGCCAUAGUUUUUUGCUGGUUUCACACACACUCAACAUCCGUCCAUGCCUUCUUCACACGCAGUAUUUCGCAAGGUGGCUCAUUUGGUUUUGAAACAUAAAUAUAGCUCAAUACACACAAUGCUCCAUAUAUCUAUUAGCAAGUCUCCAUAGAUUUACUCAAUGGGUGACAUAAACCCAUAGACGUACAUUGAAAGAGGGACCCAAGUCAUGUUUAGACACCAGAAUCUCAUAUAGUAGCCUCUUUUGACUUGGGCUAGGAAGCAACCACAUAGUUAUGCCCUAGCAACCACUAUAGACCAUAAAGAUAUUUUAGCUGAGUGUCUGAGUCAUGUGCUGCUGGCUUUACUGGGUGUUUAUAUGCAUGUAUUUCUGUAUAGCUGAACAUAUUGUAAAUAGCAGCUGGUCACAAUGUACUUAAACAAGUCAGGUGAGGCUUUGGUGGUAGCUAUUGGUUUGUGUGGCUUAACCACAGGUCAGUAGCCUUUAAAAACACAGUUGUAAGGUCUGUUUUUUUUUAUACAUAACUAAAGGAAUAGAAAAUUGUGAAAGCAUGAAAGAGAGGAAUGUUUUCUUUUUUCUGGAACAUCAAAAUUCUGCCAAAUAAAUCUUUUUUCAAUCAUUCAGAUUUUAUGUACAAACUGCCAAAAACUUUAGUUUUAGACGGAUAUUUUAGAUAAUCUGAUGAUCCUAUCAGCUACCAAUAACAGUGCAUUAUGGUAUAGUAUUUAAAACCAUUUUUCAGAAUUCUCUAAGAACUCCUUAGAGGACAGGGAUGGAAUUUAUUUUCUGGAAUAGAUUUGUGUCCCCUCACAAUAAUUUGCAUUCCCUUGAAAUUCUUGUGGGUUCCCUCACAAUACCUUUAUCCAUACCUUGUGAAAAAAAUACUAUUGUUUUACUACAGUAUUUUUCUUGAACUCAUGUAUUAGUAGUUCAACCAUAGUAACCACAAAUUGUACCAUGGGUUUACUACAGUAACCAUAUUUCAACCAAAAUAUUCCACUGUAAAAACUGAUUUCGAGGUUUAGUUGUAUCAAUUAGCUUUUUGAGUUGACACAUCUAAAAUAGCAUGCCAGCUUAAGUUUUGAUUCUAUCAACUUUUUAACAAUCAUAUUUACCAUUUCAACUCACUUAACAAAGUUGACUUAAAAAGCAAAGAUUUGCCAGCUCCCAGCAUGCAUUGCAGUAUGAAUAAAUAAUGAGGUUAGUGUUGUGGACUUUAUUUGUGUUGUUUGUUUUUAUCAUUUCUGUUAUUUAAUAAGUGUAUGGUGAUGUAAAGAGCUUAUAUUUGAUUUAAUGGUGUUAGUUGUGUGUCACAAUUAAUCAGGUUUGUGUUAAAAUCACAUUCAAGAAAUUGGAUGUCCAACUUUUGUUGUUCUUAAAAUUCUUUAAUUAGAAUAUAGAAAUUAAGAACUUUAGGUGCUGCAAUGCAGCCUGAUUAGCCUUGCUUGUCAUCAUAUUAAAGUUAUAUGAACAAAACCUGUUAAAUCCAGAACAUUUAGAAUGCACAGUUUUGUCAAUGGAUUAUUUAGUUGUCUUGACAAAACUUCUUAAAUUGAAAGAAAUUGCUAUUUUUUUAGUGCUGUCAGUCGAUUAAAAAUAUAAUCUCGAUUAAAUUGCAUAACUUUUCCCAUGUUAAUUGCGAUUAAUCGCAGAUUUUGAAAAUGCUGAAAUUUGACAUAAUUUAUACUUCUAAAAUAUUUCAAAAUAUUUCAGUUUUUUGGGGGGAAAGAAAACAAAUCAAUAUGUAACAAUAUAAUGCUUUAUUAACAUUUUCCAAACAAAGCCUUCCACAGUAUAAAGACAGAAAUCCACUAAAAUAUCACCAAUUCAAGUAACAUUAAAAGUUUGACUGAUUGAAAGAGCUAUCCAUAUAGGUUGCAUAUUCAUUGCAGUGGGCAUUAAAUCCCUUAAACUCUCAUCCUCCACAAUAUGAAUCUGCCGGUAGACUGUGGCUAUCUGCUUUGUUACAGUAAUCCUGAAGCCGCAUUCAUGAUUCGCAUCACAGUGUCAACACUUACGUUAGUUGUCGCUUUGAACUCCACAUGAAAAGCGCUUGAAGGAAAAAAAUCAUCUCAUUUGGCAUUUUGAUGAUAGUUAAGACUUGAUUUGCUUCUUUUGUAAUUAAAUCCACCUUACAUAGUCUGAAAAAUACUUGAUUUCUGUCACAUGUUCCAUCUGUGCUUGUUUUAUACAACAAAUAGCAUUUAGAGCUCCUUUCCCCAUCACUUUAUCACUGACACUGAAUCACUGCUGUGUUUGUUUGUGGCAUGUGCAUCAGUGUAAUGACUCCGGGUGGACACAUUAUAAAGCUUCCGCCCUUCCAACCAUUGUUUAUGCUGUAUUAACUGUUAACGCGUUAAUUGCGAUUAAGGAAAAUUAACACGUUGAACUUUUUUUGCGUGCAUUAACGUGUUAAUUCUGGCAGCUCUAUUUUGUGUUUAUGUAACUUGUCUGAAUCAGUGCAAAUAGACAACUAGCUUAAGUUAAGUUGAGUGAACUGUUGUUGUUGUUUUUUUUACAGUAUAGUAAAAUCAUGGUAAUAGUACAAGAAAACCAAAAUAUGGUUAUAAAAAUCAUUAACAUUCUGCCAAAAAACAUUGCUACUACAGUUUAACUAUAGUAACACCAUGAUUAAUUUGUGGUACAACUAUCAUUUUUAAAACCACGGUAUUCACCUAAAUAAAAUGCCCUUAUCAAAAUGAACCAGUUUCACUAUAGUUAACCUGCAGUAACCAUGACUGUAGUAAAACAAAUGUUUGGUAUAAGCCAUGGUUCAAGUAAAUUAUGGUUUAUUUUCGUAAAGGGAGGAUAAAGCUAUUGCAAACCGAAGAUAACUGUGAGGUAAUGCCAAACUAUUCCAGAAAAUAAAUUCUCCCAAAUGUUUUCCCCCAAAAUAAGCAUAAAAUGUGUAAAUAGUAUGCAGAUCCCAUGUAGGUCUAGUACUAUGCAACACACCAUGUUUCUCCUGAUUCAUGUGCUGUAGGACCAUCAGGUUUCAUUGCUCAGUUCAACACAUUUACUGUGAAAUGGAAAAAACAUUCAUUAAAUAAAUGGUAAUGGUGUUGCAGAAAACAAUAGACUGUACAAUAAUGCAUUGUCUUCUCUCGAACAUACACUCGAAUGUUUCAACAAAUGCAGGGAUUAUUUUGUACAGGUUUGUUAAUGUCUAAUACUAUAUAUAUAUAUAUAUAUAUAUAUAUAUAUGCUGUAUUUUAAAUGCGCUAUUAAAUUCUAUGCUUUACCAUCUAUUCCACAGGUUCUGAUAAAUAAUGGCAGCAAUGGCUGAUUGUGAUAACAUUUAAAAUAAUUGCUUUUUUUCAAGUCCAAAUAUUUUACUUUUAUUUAUUUUUUAGGAAUUAAGGCAAAGUUUACAAAGACACAUGAGAAAAGAGUUGUUGAAUGCAAUGUAGCCCAUUGUCAUAACUUAAAAUGUAGAGUUAUAAAAACUGCACUGAAUUGAUCUUGUUGAGAUUACUCAAUUAUCCAAGUUUUUGUUUGCUGCACUUGUGAGAUAUUAUUGAACUUAAAAAAAAAAAAAAAAACGAUUCAGCUGAAAUUAAAAAUAUAAGCCAAGAGAACUAUGUACAUCAUAUUUGGAUUCCCAGCAUGCACUUAGCAUUAAUAAAUUGUGCAAAUUGCAGUAUUACUUUUUUUUUUUACUUGUCAUGUAGGAAUAAUUCAAAGCUAAUUUUUUUUUUUACUCAAUGAUGUGUUUGAUUAUUGUCACAUCAUUGUGAUUUGCGUCAUUGUGUGAUCCAUGCGUGUCUCUUUGACAGGUUUCAAAAUGUUUGCGGGAUAAGACAGAUAAUGGUCUGAUCAUUAACUGGUCUUUUGUUGUCAAAUGGCUGUCAAUAACUGUAACUACUUUUAUGGGAAUCACAAAUAUUAA